AGAUUAAACCUGGGGCCCCUUGCAAAAAAGCUGCAUGCAGUUUCGGUCACACUGUUUCUCUAACGACCUUUCCCCUUUCUUUGCAUGCUUUUACAACAGUCUGAGGCCCUCGGGUUAAGUUAAUAAAGUUUGACCUCUUGUGGAGGACGCAACACUCCUUGCGUGUCCCUAAAGCAAUAUGUUACGUAUACCCACAAUAUAUAUUGGCCUGGUUAUAUUCCAGCACUGAUAAGCAGCGGGAGUGAUGGAUCUGUGGGUCAGAAGGGGAACUGCAGAACAUUUGUAUUCUGUCCAUGCUGAAGCAAGCCAGGGGGCGCACGUUGAGGGCUUGGUUUCUUCUCCUGAGCUUGGAGCCAUCGGAGAAAGUCACAGUUGGUGUUGAUUUUGCCGUGGACGGGACUUGCCUCGGGCGAUGGGUGUAGGGUGAGCCGCUAACAGGAUUCAUUACUCCACUUUUUAAAGGCAGCAGGUGAUAUUGAUUCCUUGCAUCGAUCCGAUGCUGCUGAAAAGAAGCCGCACUGAGGAUCUAAUGUUUUCUUAUUUUGCAUUAGCGUGUUACAGCUGUAGACCGCUCAUUGUGUGUGUGUGUGUGUGUGUGUGUGUGUGUGUAGUGGAUUCCUCAACAGACUCAGAACUUCAUCUUUGAGAGAGUUUGAUGAGGUCAAAAAAUAUGGUGCAACUCUUCAGCUCAGCGGAGCACAUCGGCUUUCCUCGUUGACCCGGAUGCAUGAUAGCAGAGUGCAUGCGUGUAUCGUGUUACAGUGGGAUUUACACCACGUGUGUGUGUAUGUGUGUGGGUGUGUGAGCAUGCAGCAUCAGGCCAUUAGCUCAGCCCGGGGACUGUGGGAAACAGGGCUGCAUGGUCAAGUCCUCUCGUCCCUCUCCGCCUGCAGCUCUCCCAUACCUGACUUUGCCUGCAUUUCCCUUCAUUCUCAGUGUCUGUCGUCACUGCCAUAUGGAGCCAGCGGAGAGCCAGGUGCCAUAUGUGCAGUUCUCCAAGGAAAAGUACCUGCUGGAGUCUCCUCCUGAAAAACUUCGUAAGGAGCUGGAGGAGGAGCUGAAACUGAGUGCUGCUGACAUUCGGAGCCAUGGCUGGUACCAUGGACACAUACCCAGAGAGGUGUCGGAGACUCUGGUUGUGCGUAAUGGAGAUUUCCUCGUGCGCGACUCUCUGGCCGGCGUGGGCGACUACGUGCUGACCUGUCGGUGGGACAACGAGGUGCUGCACUUCAAGAUCAGCAAAGUCCUGGUCAAAUCCAAUGAGACCAAGGUGCAGUAUGUGUUGGAGGCCGACAGCUUCGACUCGGUCCAGGAGCUGGUGCGUUUCUACAUCGGCCAGCGCAAACCGGUGUCCCAGUCCAGCGGGGUCCACAUCUACUGCCCGGUCAGCAGGACGCUGCCCCUGCGCUACCUGGAGGCCACCUUCGCUCUGGCCGCCAGCAAGCAAAGCUCCGCCUACUCGCCGUCCAGUCAGAGGGGAGCGUACAUCAAGAGGCGGAGCGUCACCAUGAAUGACGGGCUGACGAUGGACAAGAUGAUAUCCCACAGUGACUCAGACAGUCCCAGUCCAGUUAAGACACCAGUGACCCCUCCAGAACCAGAGCCGGAACCUGUGCCCAACUGCAGCCCGUCGACCAUCCACCACCAUAAGGACGCGAUGCGGAACUGCGCGAUGAGCAUGGACCAGAUUCAGGAGUAUCGCCGCCCCUUGUCCCCUGUGGGGGAAACCCCUCGGUCUCCUGCAUACAGCGCCAUCACCAGGCAGAGAGCCCACUCCAGCGGGAGGGUCCUGGCUGUUGUCCCUCCCUCCCCCCAGAUGCGUCGCUCCAGCGACCCUGAGCUCAGCCCGCCGGCCGGUAACAACCCUGCCGAGCAUCCCGCGCAUACCUCGCACCCGCCGCACUCCGCGCCCGCCCGCCAUCCCGGCCACCAAACCCAUUCCUCAGAAACCGCGGGGAGCUACUGUGACCUGAGACCAUGUCCCGCCGGGCCCCCUAAGCCCCCGAACAAGAGCUACGUGGAGCGACUGCGAGUGGAAGACGGGCGGGCGGAUGGAGCGAGGGUGGAGGGAGAGGGGGUGUUCAGCGCCCCGCAGGUGGAGACGGCGUCCUCGUUCAGGCCGUCCAGGUACGCGUCUUGCCUCAUGCCGGCUGACAACAAGCCUCUCGAGAUGUCGGUGCUGAAGAGAGUGAAGGAGCUGCUGGCUGAGGUGGAUGCAAGGACCGCGGCUGUACACAUCACGAUGGCGGACUGCACGGUGGCUAGAAUAUUAGGUGUAACCACGGAGCUGCAAAGGAUGAUGGGAGUGUCUUCUGGGUUGGAGUUACUCACACUACCGCAUGGACACCAGCUAAGACUUGAUCUACUGGAGAGGUUCUACACCAUGUCCAUCAUGAUGGCAGUGGACCUGCUCGGGUGCACGGGCAGCACAGAGGAGAGGGCCGCGCUGCUCCACAAGACCAUCCAGUUGGCAGCGGAGUUGAAAAGCAACCUGGGCAACAUGUUUGGCUUUGCCGCAGUGAUGAGAGCCCUGGAGCUGCCGCAGAUUUCCCGCCUUGAGCAGACGUGGGUGACAUUACGCCAGAGACACACAGAGGGCGCUAUUCUAUAUGAGAAAAAGUUAAAACCUUUCAUGAAGAAUAUGAACGAUGGAAAAGAGUCGAACGCCCUCGCCAACACGUCCGUGCCCCACAUAAUCCCCAUCCUGUCCCUAUUGGAGCGGGGCAUGGCGGUCGGCGAGGCGCUGGAGCCCUGGGAGAGUGCCGAGGUGGGAGUAGAUGUGGUCAUGUACCACCUGGAGGCAGCUCGUACCAUGGCACAUCACGGGGGGAUCUACAGGAGCAACACUGAGACCAAACUGCAGGGAUUCCAGGAGCGAGCAGAAAUACACGAGAUCUUCCAGACCGAGUUCCAGAUGCGUCUCCUGUGGGGCAGCCGUGGCUCCGAGGGCAGCCAGUCGGAGCGCUACGAGAAGUUCGACAAGGUCCUCACGGCUCUCUCGUACAAGCUGGAGCCUCCGGUGCGGCACAGCGAGCUAUAGCACCUGCCCCCCCCGACAACCGGCCCCUCCAAAACGACCCCCGUCCGCGCACAGCGCUCCGCGUGGUACGGUCUUGUUUUGCGAUGGAAGAGGACGAUGUGGAAGAGUCCACGGCGAGGACGCAAGGAGAGGGAGGGGAGGCAAAGAGGCAGCUGACAGAGCACCAGCAGUGGGGACAAACCGAAAAGUAGGGUUUCACUUUCAAAACGUGAUGACCUCGAUGUGUAUUUCUCUCUCCGUGGACGUCAUCUGGAGCCGGAACAGUGACAUGUGUACAGUGCGCCCCCCCCCCCCCCCCCCCCCCCCCACCCCCCCCCGACCCCCCUAGGGCCAGACAGGGCUGCAGAUUCAAAACAGACUCUUGUUUCAAACAGCUGCUGUCCCACACUAGCAGGAAACCAACAAUGACUUGCAGAGCUCACGUAAAGAUGUUUGGUCUCUGUGGGGAAGUGUGUGUGCGCGCCGGUGUUUGUGGGUUCGCAUUCCGUCGUUUGUAUGUGUCAUUUAACGCUUCAUGUGUUUUCCCUUAUUUUUAUUUAUUUGUUACGAUCAAAGGACACACAAACAUCACGGACGUUGCUUCACCGAACUCGCGAGAAUCUGCCAGAGCUUAUAGAGCAUAUUCAUUAAACCGUGUUAAAUGUAUCACGCUGUCCCAUUGAAUCGCAUUAAUAAUGUGCAUUAAUAAAUGUGUCAGGAAUGGAACAUUUGCAGAAGUUAAUGACGGAUAAAGGGUAUGUUUAUCUGUCAUUGUAUGAGGGCUUUGCGAGUUGUUAAUGUUACGGAGGAUAAAGCAACUGUUUCACUGAUACAUUUGACCGUGUGUUUCUUGCACAUAAUUUAGCGGCACUAAGAGAGGGGAAAAUGGGAUGUGUACUCUUUAGAUUUAGUUUAAGCAAUGUUUCACUUACUAUUAAAACAUGUUUAAGAUGCAGAAAUAGUUGAAAUGGUUGGUGCAUGAAGCUACAAAUGUUAUACGAAGUAAAAUGUUGCUCUAAACUAUUAAUUUAAAUGUAUAACAACUUGUCAAACUUGAGAAAUAUGCAGGUAAUAAUAACAAUGAAGAUCUUUCAGGUCUGUAAAAUAAUCUGAAUUGAUACCAAACGGAGAGGAAUCUGUUAUUUUUCUUAUUUUUUGAAAAACAAUGAAUGAUAAAAUAAGGACCACAGCCCUACUGCAGGGAAUGUCUUUUGAUUGUAUAGCUUGUGUUCCAGCAGUAGAGCUAUUUUUAUCAUAGCUAUGGGAUUUUGUUGUGGACGACUGUCAGUGUUAAAUCAUUCAGAAGGCCGGAGCCGACUCCCAGAAGUAUUCAAAGAUAUUAAGGACUGAGACCCCUGAGGUACACACACCUGUUCACUAAACUCACGUCAAUGUAUAUGCUUUGUUCUCUCUGGUGAUACGAAACAAAGUAAUGUCAGAUAUCGAUCAAUCGGAAAUAAUUCUAAAAAUAAAACCAUUGCUUGGAGUCGUAUCUGAGAUGCUUCA
Gasterosteus aculeatus aculeatus (three-spined stickleback) is the source of this 4525-nucleotide messenger RNA. RefSeq names its product SH2 domain containing 3Ca (gene sh2d3ca). Gene Ontology annotation, molecular function: guanyl-nucleotide exchange factor activity; phosphotyrosine residue binding. Gene Ontology annotation, biological process: positive regulation of peptidyl-serine phosphorylation; small GTPase-mediated signal transduction. The record is from RefSeq and is a predicted model, not a curated record. NCBI's taxonomy places the organism in Eukaryota, Metazoa, Chordata, Actinopteri, Perciformes, Gasterosteidae.